UCCGAGCACGUGUUCAGCCAGAGGAAGUGGCACUCGGAUGGAAACCUUGACUUGUGGGAAAGGUACUCUGCUGCCUCAGCUUGACUUUUGCCUCAUAUGAUCCCAUAAUCAUGUGCUUUCACAGAGUAAACCGGACACUCUCUGUGUCAGGGAACAGGGUGUUAUAAAUCACGGUGGUUUGGCUGGGCUGAGGUUUUGUAUUUUAUUUUCUGGAUGAAGCUAAGAAGUACUAGUGUUGUGGAGUGUGCAUGAAGGAAGUGGAAGUGAAACUCUGGUGCCGUGCUGGUGGUCAACUCAAGAUUUUCUGUAAAAUGUUCUCAAUAAUAUAGUGACCUUUUCAUAAUAUGCUUAGUCAUUAUUAUGACUCGAGAAUUUUCAUGUUGUUGAUUUCUGUUAAAGGGGAAAGGAGAACAAAAUGUUGCACAGUCACCCCUCGUGUUGAGGUGGUUGUGGAAAAGUGUGAAGUUUUUUUGGCAAUCCAACAAAGGAACACAAAACCACCAGUCUUGUUAACUCAAUACUUGGGAGGCUGAUAUUCAUCCCUCAAGUUCCUAGGGAUGAAAGCAGAGCAAGACGGAGACCUCCUUGAAGAGGACUCCGCUCAGGAGAAUGGAGUCCAGACGAACCAGUACAGCGCCAUCUCUCCUCCUUCCUCACCUGUGGCCCAGGACGAACCCUUCUCCACAUACUUUGAAGAUAAAGUGGCCAUUCCCGAGACUGGCAAUCAGAUAUUCAGUUUCCGUAAACUCUGGGCCUUCACUGGACCAGGUUUUUUGAUGAGCAUUGCCUAUUUGGAUCCAGGGAACAUCGAGUCUGACCUGCAGUCUGGAGCUAAAGCUGGCUUUAAGCUCCUAUGGGUGCUCCUUGGAGCCACCAUCAUCGGGCUGCUGUUGCAAAGGUUAGCUGCACGCCUCGGGGUCGUCACUGGGAUGCACCUGGCUGAAGUCUGCAACCGCCAGUAUCCCACAGUUCCUCGGAUCAUCCUUUGGUUCAUGGUGGAACUGGCAAUUAUUGGGUCAGACAUGCAGGAGGUCAUUGGCUGUGCCAUAGCCCUCAACCUUCUCUCUGUGGGCAGGAUUCCACUGUGGGCAGGAGUCAUCAUCACCAUCACAGACACGUUUGUGUUCCUCUUUCUAGAUAAAUACGGCCUGAGGAAACUUGAAGCUUUCUUUGGCUUUCUUAUCACCGUAAUGGCUCUUAGCUUUGGUUACGAGUAUGUUGUGGUAAAGCCAAACCAGGGGGAACUGCUGAAGGGGAUGUUCAUGCCUUACUGUACCGACUGUGGGCCGGUGCAGAUGGAGCAGGCAGUGGGGAUCAUAGGAGCUGUCAUCAUGCCCCACAACAUCUACUUGCACUCAGCACUGGUCAAGUCUCGGGACAUUGAUCGCAAAAAUAAGAAGGAAAUAAAGGAAGCCAACAAGUACUACUUCAUUGAGUCAACUAUCGCUCUCUUUGUCUCCUUCCUCAUCAACGUCUUUGUCGUAGCUGUCUUCGCUGAGGCCUUCUACAAUAAAACCAAUAUGGAAGUGAAUAACUUGUGCAAUGCAACCGGCAGCCCUCACACAGAUCUCUUCCCUCUCAACAAUGGCACACUGGAGGUGGACAUCUACAAAGGAGGAGUGGUCCUGGGCUGUUUCUUUGGUCCUGCAGCCCUCUAUAUCUGGGCAAUAGGGAUCCUGGCAGCUGGACAGAGUUCCACCAUGACAGGCACUUACUCUGGGCAGUUUGUUAUGGAGGGUUUCCUGAACCUACGGUGGUCCCGGUUUGCCAGGGUGCUGCUGACCCGCUCCAUCGCCAUCACGCCUACACUGCUGGUAGCCAUUUUUCAGGAUGUUCAGCAUCUGACAGGGAUGAAUGACUUCCUCAACGUGCUUCAAAGCAUGCAGCUUCCUUUUGCUUUGAUCCCUAUUCUGACCUUCACCAGUCUGACGUCCAUAAUGAACGACUUUGCAAACGGAUUGGUGUGGAAGAUUUCCGGAGGCAUCGUCAUCCUGAUGGUUUGCGCAAUCAACAUGUACUUUGUGGUGGUUUAUGUGACGGCGCUGAACAGUGUGCUGCUCUACGUUCUUGCUGCUCUGCUCUCUGUAGCCUAUCUGUGCUUUGUAGGCUACCUGGCAUGGUACUGUUUGGUUGCGUUGGGGGUUUCCUGCCUGGACUUUGGCAGCAGGACGGAAAUGGGACCGUCACGGCACACAGAUAUCUACUUACUGAAUGACAUGGACACUGAUGCUCUGGUUGAAAGAUAGGAGGAUGGAUGUUGGACUGUGGCUGUGAUGACCCGGCUGUAGCGUGGGACCACUGAAGCUCGGCCAGUAUGUGUUUGUCUUCACCUCUCGGCCUAACACAUGUUCAAAGUGUCCUUACAGUACACAGAUGUCUAAUCCUGUUUAAAACAAUGAUGAAUCACAAACGUCUCAGCGACCUCGGCUAAAUAAUGUUUAUGCAAAUAAUGGUUACAUAUCUGGGUCAUGUCUCAAAUAUUUUGGUCCUGUCGGCUUCUUCAGAUCACUCAUUUUAAAUGAUUGAACCACUACAAGUUAGUAAUGCUGUGACAGUGACAAAGAGAGUGAUGGUUGCCAACCAGACACUACUGUGAUGAAAUGAUCCCUUUCCAUUUUGAAAUCGCACAGCCAGUGUUGCACUUGGUUGUUUUUAACUUUCUGCUGGUAUAUGACAUAAAAAUCUGAUUUUGCCAUCGUCACAAAUCCCCACAGAGUCAAAAGAACAAAAAGGUACUAAAAGGUCUGAUGUGAAUCCUAUAUGAUUUAUUCAUAAAAAGUCAAACAACAAAGCUGCAGCAUGAUUUUAACAAUUUGUUUGGUGCUUUGCUUCUAUUCUAUUUUAUAUUUAGAUUAAGUGAUUUAAAACAUUCAUCUAGAUCUUAAUAUUGGACAAAUUGUUAUAAUUAAUAUAUUUAAUGAACACUUGAAAAAUAUACAAGUUAUUUAUGUGUGACUAGUCACGUUUCUUGCUGUGUUUUAUACUAUAUAGAAGAGAAUGACAGUUUUAUGUCAUUUUUAUGUACAGUCAUGCUGUCUAUUUUAGAUUUGGGGGAUUUCUGUUCUUGGAGAUAAGGUCUGGACAUCCUCCCUGUUUCCACAUAUUUGGAAGACCAGGCAUAAAAUGUUCUUCUUCUAAAUGCUAAUUAUGAAUUAUUAAAUUAAAGGCACCGUUUGUAAGAUUACAAAUGGCAGCAGACAAAAACUUAUAAUAAACUGAUAAUAAAAGCAUUUCUCCUCUCGGAUUAAUAAAGUAUUUCUGAUUCUGAUAACCCAUGUGUAUGUUUUUUAGAAAAUGUAUACAUUACUGUGUAAUUAAUUUGUGAAUUUUAGAUCAUACAUUUGCAGUAGUGGUGUAAUAUGAGUGAUUCAGUGUUGAAUGCAGUACCUGGAGUCUGAUCAACUCAGUUUUUCAGCCUGUUCAAAACUUUACAUUACAUUUUCUCUCUUAAAUUGUGCUCUUAGGCUUUCAUCAGUUUGUUUUAAGAUUUCUUUAUUUAUGUGUAGUUUGUAUACAUUAUGAAUGCUACUUUGUCUUUUAUGUAGUUUUAGUGGAUGUUUAGUUUGGUUUAAAAUGUUAUUUUGUCUUUCAGCUUUUUGGGACGUUUUAGCAGGGGUUAGCUUUUUUUUUUGAUGAAGCAAGAUUUACGCAGAGGUGUGAUGUGUGCAAAGUGCAAAAUAUGAUGUGAAGUGUUGUAUUAUGAUUGUGACAGGUUGAUACUUAAACAUGUCUUCUUAUGCAUUUCAAUAACUUGAUUAUUGUAGCGACUUUAAAAAACUGUGUGUUUUACAGGGAUUUUAACAAGUUAAAAAAGUACAGAGAAGACGCUAGAAAAGAAGAGGAUAUGAAAUAUCACCAUAAAACAAUAGGAUCCAUCAUAAAAAGACUAUGUUGGUUGUGCACUAUAUAUAUAUAAACCAAACCACUUUUUUCUCGACCAAAUAUUGAACUGCACUUGUAUGCUGUAAUUAUUGUGCAGAUGACUAAGUGCCUCCUGUGUUCACCACUGUGCCUAUUCACUGUUCAGUCAAAAACAAACUAAUACUAGAAACUCACAUUGUUACAGGUGGAAAAACAUGUUGUACAUUGAGUAAAACUGUCUAAUUAGAAUCCUUCAUCAAGAAUAUGUGUUAUAGGGAUGAGUAUAUAGUUUAGAGGGGCUGAUAGUAGCUUUGAAAAUUUAAUUUAUUGUCAAAUUUGUUUUCUUUUGCCAUUGUGUUCUGCAUUUGCCAUAUUUUCUGUAAGAACUGAAAUGACAUGUAAUGGCAAAUAAAAAAACAAAUAUACCCCUUUUUAGUAAUAGCGCUCCUGCAAAAAACACAUUCUUAAAAUAAAUGAACCAGCGAGAAAUGGGCCACAGUGAGUAUAAACGUUGACAUAGUAAGCUGUAUGAUAAAAUAUCUUUAUCGUGCAUUUGGUUGAAGACUGUCAGUACGUCUCCACUGGACCUUCUGGCAUAACCUACCUCUAGUGAAAUCAAUUAAAAACACGUUAAUGACCUCGCUUGCACCAUGUUUUUCAUUGAUUACUGCAUCAUUUGUUGCAUUUUAAAGUAUUAUAAAGUGUCUGAAUUUGGGAACAGCUGUUGCGAGUGUUAGUGACCAUUUCCAUGGCAAAACAGGAAUUUGGUACUGUAUUGUAUUGUACUGUAAAUUAGAUUAAAUUUGUAAUUUCUGAUUUGAUGUAAUUGUACAGUAUGAUACAGUAUUAGGACCCUACUAAAAGGGUGGUUUUCCAAUAUAUUUUUUUUGUUGUUUUAAAUUAUCUGCCGUCUGUUAGAUUUUUUAAA
Messenger RNA from Micropterus salmoides (largemouth bass), 4789 nucleotides. RefSeq names its product natural resistance-associated macrophage protein 2-like. The transcript has 17 exons. Gene Ontology annotation, cellular component: plasma membrane. Gene Ontology annotation, biological process: metal ion transport. Lineage: Eukaryota; Metazoa; Chordata; Actinopteri; Centrarchiformes; Centrarchidae. The record is from RefSeq and is a predicted model, not a curated record. Gene Ontology annotation, molecular function: iron ion transmembrane transporter activity; cadmium ion transmembrane transporter activity; manganese ion transmembrane transporter activity. The coding region runs from base 558 to 2246 and encodes 562 amino acids.